AUGGUGCAGCUGUGUCUGUCCCCUACUGAGGAUGUCACCUCCCCACUUGAGCGCUCAGAGGAGGGCACUGAAAGGCAGGAAGACCCCAUGAUGGCUGCUAACCCAAACGUAGAGCUGAACACCUUGCAGCUCAAUCUGGAGGUCACCACGGUCUACAAUGGCUAUGAAACCUACAUAGAAGAUGGCCUCAUCUGCCUUAAACACAAAGUCCGCAACUUGGAGAAAAAAAAGCUAAAACUGGAAGACUACAGGAAAAGGCUGACCAGGAGUGAGGAACUAAACAAAGAUCAACUUGCGGCUGUGGAAAAGUAUCAGGAGGUGUUGCAUAACCUGGAACUCGCUCAGGAGCUACAAAAAACCCUAGACGACUUGACUCAGAGUUUGCUGAAAGCCCAGAAGAAGGCAGUGAAAAGGGAGCAGGUGGAAAAGGUGGAGGUGGAGAGGAGGCGUCUGGGAACAGUGCUUCAGAUACAGAAUCUUCUCCACAGCCUGCAACAUGAGCAUAUUAGGAGAGACUUGCUGGUUGGACACAAUCAGGCCCCCCACAUCUCAGCCCAGCAGCUGUGCAGCCUAGGUCAGCUUGCCACCCUGCUGGGAGUCAAGAGGAAUAACCAACUGAAUUUAGGGGAGCAGAUGGAACAGGCAGCUGUGGUGUUCUCGGACUUGUUGGAGGGGACAGACAAGCCUGUUGCUGGAUCCACAUUUAAGCUGUUGAAAGAGGAGCUCACCAGGCUGUUAAAUUGCAAAUACUUCAGUUGUCUUCUACCCAACAAGACUCCUGAGAUUUCUGUUUGUGUGACUGCAAAUUGUUCCUCAAAAUCCAGACUUUACCUGACUGACAUGGAGUCUCUUUCCACUCAGAACUGGAGGGAUGAUUUUGAGGCCAUAAGAAAAAGGGAGCCUCUUGACAACUGGGAUAUGGAGUGCCCAGUCCACAAACCAUGGAGAGGAGCUGCUACUUAUAUAUACAAAGUCCCCACCAAGAAACGAUCCGACUGCAAACAGAAAAAAGAGAAGAAAGCCAAGGGAGAGCAAAAUGCCAAGUUGGCAGUACACAUGGAGAAGCCCUUGGUAGUUUUUAACUCUCGGUCUACCUUACCCAAAGACCCCAUCCUGAGGAAGCAGCAAAUGGAGGACUUCAUGACAAAGAUCCAUGGCUCCUUCAGUUUCAUGCAGGACUCUGUCCUUGAUAGUGAGAGCCUCUCCAAUAAUGGCCACCCUGGACUGAAGAGACAGUCAUCUGGAUUGCCCUCUCCUCUGGUAGUUCAGGCAGACUUGAGAAGCCCAGCUGAUGUCCUGCACAAAGCAAUUCAUUCCACCCCACUGCCUACUAGGCUUAUGGAGCACAAGGCCAGACUGACCACUGGAGAUCAGAGCCUGGAGUCCAGUAACCUGGAGCUCUCCGCAAAGGACACGCCCCAUGAGCCACUUCAGUUGGCUGAUAAAAAGGUAUUUCCCUCACCGCCACUUUACCACAGGGAGUCCAUCAUUUCUGUCUGCCUGGAUGAGAGGAGCCAUCAUCGUCCCACCACAUUACAUAAGCAUUGUCCAUGCAAUGGGGUGGGAUAUUGCACCCCUACCAGCCCUCAGGGACAGACUUUCUCUACACCCCCCAACAGGAGAACUCUCCCCUCUGCACAAUUUCAGGACAUCCAUUCAGUCUUCAAGGUGAAUACAUCCUCUCCCCACAAUGGGGAACUGAACUACAAACCGGAGUCUGAAGUUUUCUCUGAGUGCAGUUACAGUACUGCCAGUACACAAACCCCACCUGAGUUUGCUCCCUCAGAAGACGAACCACAGCCCAUGUACCAGUCAGAUUAUAUAGUGGGAAAUGAUGUGCAGAUGUUCCUGUCCCCUGGCCGCUCAGGAGGAAGCGUGUGUCGACCUGGUCAGUCAUACUACAUUAGAGGAUCGGUGAGAGGUAUGGCACGUGGCGGCAAGGGACUGGCACAAAUUUGCUUUUCUAGCUGGCACACGGCAGGAGGAUCCUACAUUCCCCAGGCUCAUGUCAGGGAUUCUGGUCCUGUCCCCUAUGCUGUAAGGGACCCUGGAUACCAACACAAAAAUGAAGGAGGGAGGCCUAACUCUAGUGCAGCAUGGAGCGACUGUUCCCAGUUGAGUAGCCCAGACCGGGAGGGAUCCUUCACCAUUGUUGACUCUGGGCUAGGGGACUCAUUGUCGGUCUCCACGGUGGAGGUCUCACUUACUCCCCACAGUCAACACCACCCUGCAAUGUUACCAAUGCAACUCUACCCACUCUCCCAGCCUCUGCAAGUGGCCUUUACUGCCUCUCGCACUGACAAUUUUGCCCCGUGUAAUCUGGACCAACCUAUUGUGUUUGACCAGCUACACAGCAAUCUGGGGGAGAUGUACGACACCCGUGUCGGCCGCUUCACCUGCCCUGUCAACGGAACCUAUGUCUUCAUCUUCCACAUUCUGAAGCUCGCCAUCACUGUGCCGCUCUAUAUCAACCUCAUGCGCAACGAGGAUGUGAUGGUGUCAGCUUAUGCCAAUGAUGGAGCCCCAGAUCAUGAGACAGCCAGCAACCACGCCAUCCUGCCUCUCUUCCAAGGGGACCAAGUUUGGCUUCGUUUGCAUCGUGGUGCUAUCUAUGGCAGCACCUGGAAGUACAGCACCUUCUCUGGCUUCCUAUUGUACCAAGAAUGA
Pleuronectes platessa (European plaice) is the source of this 2667-nucleotide messenger RNA. It is a transcript of the gene caprin2, whose product is annotated as caprin family member 2. The transcript is spliced from 19 exons. The record is from RefSeq and is a predicted model, not a curated record. Gene Ontology annotation, molecular function: signaling receptor binding. NCBI's taxonomy places the organism in Eukaryota, Metazoa, Chordata, Actinopteri, Pleuronectiformes, Pleuronectidae. Bases 1 to 2667 code for a protein of 888 amino acids. Gene Ontology annotation, biological process: positive regulation of canonical Wnt signaling pathway. Gene Ontology annotation, cellular component: cytoplasm.